AUGUUGAGCUUUCAAACAAUUGUUACGUCUACUGAAAACGCAUUGAAGUCCAUGCCUCCGGGCUAUUUACCCAAAUGGCUUCUUUUUAUAUCUGUCGUAUCGGUUUUCAACUCAUUGCAGACCUACAUUUCUGGAUUAGAGCUUACUAGAAGAGUUUACGAACGUAAACCUUCCGAAGUAACACCAUUGAGCGCAAGAACGUUUGGUACUUGGACUUUUAUUAGCAGUGUGAUUAGACUUUACGGUGCCCUGUAUCUCAAUGAGGAACAUGUCUUUCAAUUGGUUUUCAUCUCCUACAUUGUUGCCCUACUUCACUUUGGAAGCGAAUUGAUUCUUUUCCGUACUUGCAAGUUUGGAAAAGGGUUCCUUGGACCACUAGUGGUUUCCACGACUUCGUUACUGUGGAUGUACAACCAAAAAGCUUUUUACACCGGCAGCUCGUGGUGA
Messenger RNA from Lachancea mirantina, 447 nucleotides. Lineage: Eukaryota; Fungi; Ascomycota; Saccharomycetes; Saccharomycetales; Saccharomycetaceae. The record is from the annotation of a GenBank genome assembly.